Molecule: messenger RNA, 4017 nt
Organism: Cloeon dipterum
Lineage: Eukaryota; Metazoa; Arthropoda; Insecta; Ephemeroptera; Baetidae
Exons: 16
Coding region: 281-3634 (1117 amino acids)
Cellular component (GO): plasma membrane
Molecular function (GO): protein binding
Source: RefSeq, a predicted model, not a curated record
UCACCAGAGUCAGCUAGUGUUGGUUCUCGGCCGAGUGCUGCUGGCUGGGCUGGUUCGCUGCUGCGCUCGAUCGGCUGGCAAGGCAGGCAGGCAGUCCUCCGAGUGCGUCCCACGCCGGACACCCGCCCUCGCCCUUGCGUUCUCUCUCUCUUUCUCUCUCUCGUCUCUCCGCCUAACCCCAAGACCGACCGAGCGACCGUGCGUGCGUGUGUGAUGCCGAGGUGCACCUCCCCGCGUCAGCUGUGAGGCCGCUGCUCACGUUGCACCCGCCGCCGAAACGAUGAGGGCGCUUCUGCACGCGACGGUGCUUCUGGCGGCCGCCACCCACCUGGCGGCGCCGGCAGGCGUCGCACCGGGGCCGUGCCGCCAGUCGGAGCUGACGUGCGGCGCCUCGGCCCACCACCGCUGCAUCACCGUCACCAAGUUCUGCGACGGCGUCGACGACUGCGGCGACGGCACCGACGAGCCUCGCUCCUGCACGCCCUGCAACCGGACGUACAUGGGCGACUUGGGCAAGACUUAUCAGCUUUCGGUCCACAGACCCAGAGAGGACAGACUUCCUUUUAUAUGUGAUCUCAAUUUUAAGGCGCCUGGCGGCGAGUACGGCGACAUCGUGCAGCUGACCUUCGACAGUUUCACCCUCGGCAGGUUCACCUCGUGGACGCAGGCCGGCUGUCCAGAUGGCGACUUGCAGAUAUCCGAGUCGCCGCUGGAGCGGCCGCUAGUCGGCGGCCGCUGGUGCGGAACGGCCUGGGGACCGCCUUCCAUAUAUUACAGUGAAACAGGCAGCGUGACUUUGCACCUCCGCCUUCUACGUGUGCCCUCGAGCGGCAACAACAUCCCCCUGGGGAGCUCAGGAGCAGGGAUGUCGUCGAUGGGCUACAACUUUGACUUCAGCGUCGGCUUCAAGGUGCUAUCGCGUGAUUCGGCGGUGGUGCGUUACGGAGGCGGCACCCCCGCCUCCCCGCUGCACGCCUUUCUGCCGGGGAACGCGACCACCGCGGCGCCGCUCGCCAGGCCUGAGAGAAAGCGCAAGAAGGAGAAGGCGGACAAGCAGGCCGAUUCGCACAAGGAGCUGGCCUUCAGCCUCGGGGACCUCAUCCCCGGCACCUACUGCUCGCGCAUUUACAGCGACUGCGACAAGAAACGCUGCCGACUGCAAUCGCCAAACUUCCCUGGACUCUACCCGCGCAACGUCACCUGCUACUACGCCGUUAGACAGCACGAGGUUACCGCAGGCACGCACGCCUUGAUUUCCAUCUCGCAGCCAUCAGGUCAGCUAGUGGCCAUUCGCAGCCACAGCACCCUCCCAGGCAGUGUCAGGUCAUCCGACACGAUGCCCGUCACUGGCGAUGCUGGCCGCGUAACUUCGCAUCGCCUCAAGACUUGGCAGGAGUGCGACGAGGUGCAGGACUACGUGACCAUCUACGACGGCUACACGACGCGGGACCCGAUCCUCAUGCGCUUCUGCGGCGGCGGCCAACCGGUGCCACCGGCCAUUUCCUCAGGGCCCGAACUGCUCGUCGAGUUCACCAGUUCGCCUUACGGCACGUUUCUGGCGCCGCAGAGUGCCGGCGACCAGACGACGUCCAACUCGUUUCCCGCCGGAGGUGUCACAAGUGCGCUUCAUGGCUUCCAAUUAGAUGUCGAGGUCAAACUAGUUCCACUUCACACGCCGACCUACGCUCGCAACAAGCGGUGUGAAUUCUGGAUUAGGCAAUCGACAGACAUGCUUCCCAACGGCCGGAGCGACGCCGGCGGUCGGCUGGAGAAUCCGAAGCACUCGCUGGCGCCGAACACCACGUGCCUGUACCACAUUUCGGCCGCGGAGGCGAGCAGCAAGGUGUGGAUCUCGAUGCUCAAGUACCACGUAGGCUCGUCGCUGGACCCAACGUACCAGGACGACAAGUGCACCGCCGAGCUGCGCAUCUGGGACGGCGACGUGGCCGUGCCCAUAAAGCAGCACUGCGACAGCGGUCCUUUUUGUGAGAGGACGCGUUUCCCCAGCUCCGUCAUGGCGACCGCGAACCCAGGCUACAGUUUCGGCAAGAACGUGUCGCUAUUGGGCCGCUACUGCAAGGACUUGGUGGACAAGAGCUGCGAACAUCUCCUCCUUGCUAAUGGAACAAGAAGCCCGCGGCCGUGCAGACCAUCUUCAAGCGAGAGUUUUGUUUCAUCCGGUGCGAGCGUGACCAUCGAGGUGCGACAAGAAGAAUCCACCACCCUGCGCCCAGUGCGAUUCACACUUUUGUACGAGUUUGUCGAUCCCCGCAUGGACGGCGAGCCCUUCGGCUCGGGUCCAUGUGACAGACGCUUUAUCAGCCGCCACAAAACGGGGCCAGUGCUGCCGUCGAACGUGCUGGUGCCCUACCGAGACCUUCGAGAAAACUCUUUCCGUUCUCCAAAGGACAUCUUCCUGUUUGGAAGGGGAGGCGCAAGACACCUCAAGUGUCGGUUCCGGUUUGAAGCAGAUCUGGGCGAGCGUGUCAAGUUGACCAUCAACCGGCUAGCCACAGGGCCCGGAAGGUGUCAGACCGUGCUGGAUCCGGUGGUCGGCAGGCACAGAUGCAUUGGAAACAGAACAGCCAUGGUUGUGAUCCACGAAGUGCCUUGGAAUCAGCAUCAGGAGGAUGCAGUGUUGGUGCCAAGAGAAUGCGCGUGCUCCUCUGAAGUAGCCCCUUUGAUUUAUGUCUCCACUUCGCACUCGGUGGAGCUGGUUUUGGAGGCUCACGACAUGGGUCCCCACUUAGACUACGACGAUAUCAUGGUAGAGGGUCGCUUCGAGUUUAUCGCCACUCCCGCCUGCACGAGGAGCAGGAAAGUUACCGGGCCCAGCGGCGACAUCCGCUUCAGAUCACCGAGCAUCACUAAUGACGAGAUCUACUGUGAAAACUAUCCAUGGAUGGUGGAGCCGGCCAUGGGCAAGUACCUGUACGUGAAGGUCAGAGGUCACCAGAUGCCUGAACCCCUGCCCGCGAGCAGCGUGAACGAAUCAAGCAACGUGAUUACCCCGCGUCUGCCAGCGCACAACUGCCUCACCAAAAACAGGCUGGUCAUCUACUCCAGCGGCAAGCUGCGAGCGCUUGUCUGUCCGACAUCCUUUGAUAGAGACGCCGUGGUCGAGGUCUUCUCCGAAGGGUGGGACACCCACGAAAACAUCUCGACCGGGCUGGACGAGACCAGGAGGCGCCUGCUGGUCGAGUUUGUCGCCAGGGAGCCCGGAACCUAUUCAGUCUCGUGGCUUGAGGUGUCACCGAUCCGCAAACGUCUGGGACCAGCGAUCCUGCCGCCGGCGGGCUUCGUGAUGAGCAGCUUAGGCGGCGACGAGGCGAACCCGUCGCACUGCUCGCACCACUGCCCGGAGCUGCAGGCAUGCAUCAACGCAAGCCUCUUCUGCGACGGCGUGCAACACUGUCCGUCGGGCUUCGACGAGGCGAGCGAGUCGUGCGCGCCCUACUUCCUGCGGCUGCCGCAGCUGCUCUACCUGCUGGUCGUGGUGGCAGCACUGUCGUCGCUGUGCGUUGCGCUAAGCGUCAGCGCUUACAAAGCGUGCUACCGGCGGCGCAAGAAGCAGGCGCGCCUGCGCAUGCUGCUGCCCUCGGGCAGCUCGGGCAAAGACCUCUCGUUCAGCUGACAAACGGACACCGCCAACUCGUCCCUGUGCUACGUGGACCGUGUCACCACGGUCUAGAGGACGCGGUUGGCGGUGUGUUUCUCAGACCCAGCAGAUUUUUCAUCUGCGUUGUAAUCUUUAUAAUUUAUGAUAAAAUAAUGCUCUCUCGUCGUUUGUUCAAGCAGAUUUUUGUCUCACAUGGGUACACAACGAACACGGCAAGAGGUCUUUGCUCAGGCCCGCGGACUGUGGGGGGUUUGGGAGCUCAUUUUCUGGAGGGUACGAAAGUGAUGCGUGAAUGGCGAUAUAUGCCAAAUAUUUUGGCACAGGGAUGAUGUGCACAAAUCUUGGGACGGUGAGUUGUUUAUCAGGCAAAGUUUAUACGGCUUCAAUGAAAAUUAAGU